UGUUUCUUUUUAGCCCUGACACCUUCAUGAGGAGAAAGAUAGAUCCCCAACAUAAUGGCACUGAGGCCACUGAGUUCAUUCUUCUGGGUCUGACCAGCCAGCCCGAGCUGCAGCCCAUCCUUUUUACAGUGUUUCUCCUGAUUUAUCUCAUCACACUCACCGGAAACUUCGGGAUGAUUUUUCUGAUCAGAUUCACUCCCCGGCUGCAAACCCCCAUGUAUUUCUUCCUCACCCAUUUAGCAUGUGUGGACAUUUUCUACUCCACUAACGUCUCCCCACAGAUGCUGGUCAAUUUCUUAUCUGAGAAGAAGAGCAUUUCCUACGCUGGGUACCUGAUCCAGUGUUUCGUGUUUGUGACUUUGCUGCUCACCGAGUACUACAUGCUUGGUGCCAUGGCCUACGACAGAUACGUGGCCAUCUGCGACCCUCUCCGUUACAGCAGCAAGAUGUCCAGGCCCGUGUGCUUCUGCCUGGUCACCUUGCCCUACCUCUGGGGGUCCGCAGUGGGUACCAUGCAGGUAACCCUGACCUCCCGCUUGUCCUUUUGUGACUCCAACACCAUCAACCAUUUCUACUGCGCGGACCCCGCGCUCUUAAUGCUGACGUGUUCUGACACCUCGGUAAAGCAAACGGCCCUGUUCGUGUCCGCAGGGAUAAACCUCACCAGUUCCCUGCUCAUCAUCCUCACCUCCUACGUCUUCAUCUUCACCACCAUCGCGAAGAUCCGCUCCAGCGAGGGGCAGCGCAGAGCCAUCUCCACCUGUGGCUCUCACCUAACCGCAGUGUCUAUGUUCUACGGCUCCCUCUUCUGCAUGUACCUGAGACCCGCAAACAAACAGUCCGUUGAGCAGGGGAAAGUGGUGGCAGUGUUUUGUAUCUUUGUGAGCCCCAUGCUGAAUCCCUUUAUCUACAGCCUGAGGAACAAGGACGUGAAGCAGGCUUUGAGAGGAGUGUUUGUUAGGAACCCUAUUAAAAUAGAGAAAACUUCAAUACCCGCAGUCUCCCACUGA
Molecule: messenger RNA, 1010 nt
Organism: Cavia porcellus (domestic guinea pig)
Lineage: Eukaryota; Metazoa; Chordata; Mammalia; Rodentia; Caviidae
Product: olfactory receptor 5M11-like
Exons: 1
Coding region: 27-1010 (327 amino acids)
Biological process (GO): sensory perception of smell; G protein-coupled receptor signaling pathway
Cellular component (GO): membrane
Molecular function (GO): odorant binding; G protein-coupled receptor activity; olfactory receptor activity
Source: RefSeq, a predicted model, not a curated record